CCGAGGCCCGAGUCGCCUCCUCUCUCCCCCCCACCCUCCUCAUAUGGUCUGCGCUGGCGUCUGUUUAGCACUGACGCCUCCGCUCUGUACACACGGGUUCGUCUGACAGGUGCUGCAAUUAUCUCUGAAGAUGAUUUUGCCUUUGGGAUUAUUGAUUUUAUCUGCCUCGCAGAUCCAUGUAAGCUUCAUGGUGUAUUUUGUUGCUUUACUUCACCUGUGGCCUGUGGAAGGUGACAUUAUAGCAUAUUCUAUUGAUAAUCGAACACAGAAUUUUGAUGAUCUCCCUUCAAGAUUUGGGUACCGUCUUCCUAAAGAUGGCUUAAAGGGAUUUCUUGUGUAUUCAAAACCAAAGAAUGCUUGUGAGCCCAUUAUUUCUCCACCCAUAAUGGAAAAUUCCUCCGUCAAUUACAUUGUUGUGAUUAGAAGAUUUGACUGCAAUUUUGAUAUCAAGGUUUUGAAUGCUCAGCAAGCUGGAUACAAAGCUGCCAUUGUAUACAAUGUUGAUUCUGAUGAUCUUAUUAGUAUGGGGUCCAAUGAUGUUGAUAUUUUUAAACAAAUCACCAUUCCAUCAGUGUUUAUUGGGGCAGUAUCAGCUAAGUACCUGGAAGAAUUCAGCUAUUACAGAGGUGGGCAUAUAGUGAUACUACCUGAUUUUAGUCUGCCGCUGGAGUACUAUCUAAUUCCAUUCCUCAUCAUAGUUGGAAUCUGCCUGAUCCUGAUUGCUAUUUUUAUGAUUUCAAAAUUUAUUCAAGAUAGACACAGGGCAAGAAGAAACAGGCUGCGUAAAGAUCAGCUGAAGAAACUACCAGUACACAAAUUCAAAAAGGGGGAUGAGUACGAGGUGUGUGCAAUCUGUCUGGAUGAAUAUGAAGAAGGUGACAAGCUUCGCAUUCUGCCCUGUUCACACGCGUAUCACUGUAAGUGUGUGGAUCCAUGGCUGACAAGAACAAAGAAAACCUGCCCUGUCUGCAAACAAAAAGUGGUGGCUUCUCAGGGAGAAUCUGAUUCGGAAACUGAUGAAGUAGACAGCAGCCAUGAAGAAAACGACGAUGCCUCUGAGAACACUCCACUCCUGAGAUCAUCGCUUGCCUCCACCAGUGCCCAAUCCUUUGGCACCAUGACAGAAUCACAGUCUCACCCAGAGGCUGUGGAGUCCUCCGAUUAUGAAGAGGAGGAGGAAGGAGACAGUAGUGAAGCUGAGGACGAGGUUAAUGAAGAAACGGUAGUUCAGAUGCAACCAGAAACCCGUAAGAUCAGUACCGGAGAGAGAGGAACCAAGGAUCCAUUUGCAGUAGUUUGAUGAUUUUGUUUGGGUUUUUUUUUAUUUAAAAUGGCCAAUCUGCACAUCCUAUAAAAACAAUGAGUGUCAUAAUUAAAAGUUGGGGACAUUUUUCCAUAUGCUUUUCCACAGUUAAUGUAUCGCUACUUCACAACAUAUGCAUAUUUUCUCAGUUUUAAAACCUUUCACGGCUUCCUGCUCACGUGGCUGCUGGAAUAGAAAGCAGCUGCCAGAAGUAAUACAAAGCCGCCAACCAUUGAUUUUUGGUGACCUUGCACAGAUUAGAGGUCUGUUUCCCCUGAAUCACUGCUGCCUGUUUUAUCAUUAUUGCAGCAAUCUUGAGUGCGACAAUGAUCACUCAACUACCAAGUAGCUGGGUGGAACCAGUUACACAGAACUGAUAGUGACUUUCUCUGAAAGAAAGCAACGUGAAUACUGAGGUAGCUGAAUGUCUGACCCUUCCUUUGCAAAAAUAAAAUGCUUAUAUCAUGUAAUUUUAUCAAUUUCCUGUAUACUUUCAACCCAAGAAUCCAGCCAAUUAUUUUAGUUGCAAGUAUUUUCCCCAAUCAGGUUUAUUAUAGCCGUUGAAAUUUUCAGCUUAUUUUUGAUUUGAUUUUAAAGAAAGAAAAUUCUGCAUCUAUUUACGAUAAAUCAAUACAUUGACAUGUGAUUAAGUAGAGAAAAGAGACUAACAUUUUUUUACUCCCUAUAAAUGCUUUGGAAUUCCUCUCCAGCUUUUAUUUUAAGGUCAUAUUUUUAGAUAUCAUUAAUGAAGAGGGAGCUGGCAGGUACUUUUGUGUAUAUUUAAGUAUAUUCUUAAUUCGAGCUAUUUGAACAAAGUUUAUUGUGUCAAAUCACCCAUGUAUUAUGUGCCAAGACGGUGCAUACAAUAAUGAUCUUGAAAGCUAAGAUUCUUAAUAAAAAUGUUAUAAUUUAA
Molecule: messenger RNA, 2216 nt
Organism: Amblyraja radiata (thorny skate)
Lineage: Eukaryota; Metazoa; Chordata; Chondrichthyes; Rajiformes; Rajidae
Gene: rnf13
Product: ring finger protein 13
Exons: 10
Coding region: 131-1300 (389 amino acids)
Source: RefSeq, a predicted model, not a curated record